AUCGAUAGUAUCGAUAAUAUUGCUCCAGCUCUAACAUAAAUUGUUUGUCAUUCAACAAGAUAUUUUGUAAAUCGCUAGAUUCGCUUCAAAAAGCCUGAAAUCCCCUAAAGUAAAUACAAAAUGUACCAGCCAUCACUGAAAGUGCAGCCCACGGAUGUGACCGUGCUAAAUGCCACCGGCCGUGCGGGAAUGCCCACUGAGGCCAACUGCCUGAACCAACUGGCCCACGUCCACCGGCUGCGGGACUCGGAACUCAACUACAACGAGCACCAGUACAACCUCAACAUGCAGAUGCUGCGCAACCGCGAGGGACUCGGCGUGCCCCUCAAGAUGGGAAUGGAGCGAUUCGCCGCCCGCCAGGUGGGCCGUCUGCCCUUCCUUCCGUCCAGCAACUUCAUGGAUGAUGUUCUGACUGGCCGUUGCGACUCUAUCGGUUUCGAGGACUUUAUGAAUCUGCCCGAGUAUAGCGAGCAAAUGCGUCAGCCCCACGCUGUGGUGGAGAAGUCACUGGGCAUUUACCAAUAAAUCCUCAUAAAUAUAGUUGCUUAAAUGCUUGGCAUUUGACCCACACAUUCUAAGAGUUAAAAUUCAGCUAAUAAAAUUUAUUUUGGUUCCCCGGCUAAAGGAUAACAAAAUCACCAAUUUCUUUGAGCCAAA
Drosophila rhopaloa is the source of this 657-nucleotide messenger RNA. RefSeq names its product proteasome maturation protein (gene Pomp). The record is from RefSeq and is a predicted model, not a curated record. The transcript is spliced from 3 exons. Gene Ontology annotation, cellular component: cytoplasm; nucleus. NCBI's taxonomy places the organism in Eukaryota, Metazoa, Arthropoda, Insecta, Diptera, Drosophilidae. The coding region runs from base 121 to 525 and encodes 134 amino acids. Gene Ontology annotation, biological process: proteasome assembly.